Messenger RNA from Anthostomella pinea, 1866 nucleotides. The record is from the annotation of a GenBank genome assembly. NCBI's taxonomy places the organism in Eukaryota, Fungi, Ascomycota, Sordariomycetes, Xylariales, Xylariaceae.
AUGGCCUCCACUUCGCCCAUUGAGACCUUACCGGGCGCUCCCGCUGGCCUCAACAGCGGCAGCGCCUCCCCUCGACAGCCCGUCAACCCCAAACACGUUCAGUUCGAGCUCCUCUUUCCCGAAUCCCCCCAAUACCGCGCACGGCUCCCCUUGCGAGUACAGAUCUACCCUCAUGAUGACACCGAGUCGAUUAUCUCCACUGUCAAAAACUUCUACGGCCUCUACCAUGGUGGGAAGGGCGUCAGUUUUGAGGACGAUCGAGGCAAUACGCUGAUCGCAAGAUAUGAGAACUUUGUCAACAAGAUGGUUGUCUAUGUCAGAGUCAUUGAGGAGUCGCCUCAGCCUGCUGCUCCGUUUGGUCCGAGUCCUUUUCAGGCCGCCCCAAUCGAGUACACAGCCGAGCAAUUGGGGCAACACGUCUCAAGACCAGCCUCGAGAACAUCUCGGAGGCGCAGUCCAUCUCCUGAUGGAAGUCGUGGACGACGUAGCGCGUCUGUCAGCGCGAAUCCGACUGGGAAGAAGGGCCGCUCCCGUUCCUCCAAGACUCGCGGACCGAACUACGAGAACCGUAGCGAUAGCUUCAACGGCUAUAGCAGUGGAGAUGGUGCCGCCGGAUCCGUCUCUAGCAAGGCCAAGGAACAGCUCGGCAACACUGACAUCAGUGUGGAAAACAUCGUUGAAGGUGGCCGUCGCAAGCGCGCCAAGUUUGAGAGCUCUGAACUACCUCUCUUCGCGCCCCCUCAAAUGCCAGCGGCUAUGUCAAAUCCGUCGGUGUCACCUGCUCGUCGAAUUGAGCACCAGCGACCUGCCCUGCCUUUCGCGCACCCCGGCCAGAACCCCUUUACCAACCCCCGACCUCUACAGUCCCCGCAGAGCUACAGCAAUGGGUACAGCCACCCAGGCAUGUUCGCGACGCCGAUGACCGACUCGCGCCGCCACCGGGGCAGCAUAGGCUAUCCCAACAGUGGCCCGGGUAUUCUCCCUACACCAGACCCUACUAUUGGCAGCUGUGUCUCCGAGGAGGAUAAAGAUGUGGCACUCCAGCUUAUGAGACUGGGUGACAUGUCGAACAUCUCCCACGGCAGGACGUCCGCCUCUACAUUGGAUGACACCUUCAGCGGCAAAGCUGAUGCCGCUUCCUCGACUGGUGCCACCAGCGAUGCCGACAGCGACUGUGAGGUGGAACUCCCACCGGCCCGGCGCCAAAAGCUCGACCUGGCCGGGGCGAGUCGCAAGAUCCAGCCGACCAUGGAUAGUCACUUGAUGCCAUCGCGCGAAAACGCUGAAGCCAGCGGAGAUGAUGCUGAUUACGAGGACGGAGCCGACGAAGGCCCUCUCAGAGCCUCACAAUCGAACGACACUAAGGUCAAGGUCGAGAUGCCCGGAAAGCCAAGAGCACCCCCAGCCAUGAAACCGAGCAAGCCCAAGGUUGCGAAGGCGCCCAAAGCUGCAGGUGCCGCCAAGACGAAAAAGGCGAGCGUUGCGACUACUGGUCCGAUGUCGCCUGCGUCUUUGCCCAACCAGUCACGCAAGCAAUCCGUUGCCUCGGCAUUUUCAGGUCAGGCCGGUGAUGAUGACCACCCAGAUCUGUCAACCCAGCCACGUUGCCAGCGAUGCCGCAAGAGCAAGAAGGGCUGCGAUCGCCAGAGACCCUGCGGUCGAUGCCGCGAUGCUGGCCUGAGUGCUGACCAAUGCAUCAGCGAGGACGAGGGCAACGGGCGCAAGGGCCGAUAUGGACGUCACAUGGGUGUUCCAAUCAAAGCUGGUGCAGAGGCACCUGCGCCUCCUACUCUUCUGCCUGCCGCUCCCGUUGCAAUUCCCAUGGUCGCGACCGCGACCGACAAGAACAAGAAGCGGAAGCGGUAG